Odontomachus brunneus is the source of this 2461-nucleotide messenger RNA. RefSeq names its product E3 ubiquitin-protein ligase MARCH8-like. Gene Ontology annotation, cellular component: lysosome; late endosome membrane; early endosome membrane. NCBI's taxonomy places the organism in Eukaryota, Metazoa, Arthropoda, Insecta, Hymenoptera, Formicidae. The transcript is spliced from 7 exons. Gene Ontology annotation, molecular function: ubiquitin protein ligase activity; MHC protein binding; zinc ion binding. The coding region runs from base 1146 to 2066 and encodes 306 amino acids. The record is from RefSeq and is a predicted model, not a curated record. Gene Ontology annotation, biological process: antigen processing and presentation of peptide antigen via MHC class II; protein polyubiquitination; immune response.
CCUACGUUCACGUUAUGGCGGCGUAGUAGAAAAAUGACAUACACAGCCUGUUAUGGAGGAAGAAAGGACUGUGCGUUGCGAUGAAGGCUACCGUUGGUUUUGUUGUUUCGCGUCUCGAGGCGAGUGUCACGGCGUUUUCUCGUGGUGAACGGCAUUGUGCGGACGUGAUGUGCGUCGGGACGAGCGAAUAAAGCGCUCGUGCGAUCUCGCGCAUCGAGGAGACACCGAGUGUCGCUGUGUCGUGUCAUUGACUCAGGACGAAGUGUCAAAAUGGUGUACGGGUCCGCUUUUGCCACGAUAAGUAGUAAUUGAACGCUCUCGCGAGCAACGUUUUGUCAGCCGGCGAUCCCGCACGGUGUUUGCAGACGUCGUCCAACGACGAGGGAGUGCGACUUGCGGGAGUGAGAACACAAAAUCUCGCGGAAUUCGCGUCGCACAAAGCAAAUCAACGUUGACGAUCAUUGACAGACAGGACGAUCGCGUAUGCGACGCAGUGCGACGUGUGUGUGUGCCAGUCGUUAUCACUGUCGGCGCUUUCACGCUUGUUUACAGAAGCGAUUUGUUUAAUAUCGCUCGAUUUACAUGAGUUUCAGGAGCUCUUUGCCGAGAAAGAUAUUCAUUAUCGGUAGUAUUUUUAACUCGACUCGCGAUGCCGUCGGUUACGUUACGCGGAUAUAUUUUCCACAUGAUCGAGUUUAUCUGCCAGCUUAUUUCCAAGCUCGUAUAUUAUUACGAAUCGUUGUAAUUAGCCUAUAAUUCAUUCAUUGAGCAGAGACGUGGGUCUUGAUAUAUUUGGCAGGAGUGCCGAUAGUGAAGUAAAUAUUACGUGUGCUGCAUGUACGCGAAUAUAUAUAUAUAUAUAUACAUAUAUAUAUAUAUAUAUAUAUAUAUAUGUGCGUAUGUGUGCGUGUGUGUGCGUUAGCACGAAUAUUGCUGUUGCAAGCAGAAGUUUGCGUGUUAUUACAUAAGGCUAUAUGUAUUUUGGCACUAAGUGCUAAAUAGCACUAGUAAAAUUCGAAUUGAGUUUCACACGAGAUCCUGAUUGCCAUUGUGGAUACUAUUGGGAGGACAAUGAUCGAAGAACCAAGAUGCGUUUAAUCAAACUUACUCAUUAGUGAUUGUAUGUUUGCUGAGGUUAGAGAGUGAUGCCGGUUCAUCAGAUCAAUGUUAAUCCGCCUGACUGGCAACCACCUCUGUCACUUGGACCUUCCAGUAACACCAGCCCCGCUGGCGGGGAGGGUUUACCAGAAUGGACACCACGGGAAUCGGGUUACGCCACGGUAGUCACCAUUAUACCAGAUCAUUGUCACUCGUCAGUGAGCACAUUGUCCUCCAGCAACCAUGAUAUUUGCAGGAUUUGCCAUUGUGAAGGCGAAGAAGGUGCUCCUUUGUUGGCGCCUUGUUAUUGCAGCGGCAGCCUGCGCUACGUACAUCAAGCGUGUCUUCAGCAAUGGAUAAAGGCUUCGGAUACACGCGCUUGCGAAUUAUGCAAGUUCACAUUCAUUAUGCAUGCCAAGACAAAGCCGUUUUGCGAGUGGGAGAAGCUGGAGAUGUCCGCACUGGAGGUGAGAAAAUUAUGGUGCGCCGUCGCUUUUCACGCCGUAGCCGCGCUCUGCGUGGCAUGGUCGUUGUACGUGCUGGUCGAGCGUUCGGUGGAGGAGGCUCGACGCGGUUUCGUCGACUGGUCCUUCUGGACGAAACUGAUAGUCGUCGUGAUCGGCACCACCGGCGGAUUAGUUUUUAUGUACAUUCAAUGCAAAGCGUACAUUACAUUGUGCAGGAAGUGGCGAGCGUUUAAUAGAGUAAUAUUUAUUCAAAAUGCUCCUGAAAAAGUGGUGCUUCCUCCUUCACCUACGGACUCUCUGAGAGAGGUGACGUUGCCCUUGAAGGACCCGACUGCCUCGAUGCCCGAGCUCAAUCGCACUCUGUUACCCCGUACCAUAGAUCCUCCAUGUGCCUCGCAGCAGAUGGCGAAGCCCGAUUCCGCCGCGCCGCCGCAGAGGCACGACGCUCAACUAAAACUUUACGUAUUCGACAAGUUGUCCUCGUCCGAGGACAACCUAUAAUACACGCAUACUUUGGCGAAACGGCGAGACUGCCGUUAAUCGUUCGUUGAGAAUGAAGAGAAAAAGGAGGAAAGGUGAUUAGCCAAAUUUUCAGUUCGAAGUAAGCGCGCGGGCGUGUCUGGACAGAACUGGGUGAUUUUAGACUACGUAUAAUUACGAUUUCGAAACUCGGAGCGAGAAGAUCACAUCCUUGUCGCGAAGUCGUCGAAUAUCCGCCCUUAAAUGAAACAAAGCACCUUUUUCCGAAACUUAGUUCUUCAUCAGUGCUUACAGUGUUGACAAGUGGGGUAGACGAAAGUGUACAGUCGGAACACAGCUGGCGCUUUCUCAGACAAUUAUGUACAUAAUUAUUGUAUCUGUGAUGUUAUUAAAUAAACUUUACCAUAUUUAAACAA